Molecule: messenger RNA, 3921 nt
Organism: Elgaria multicarinata webbii
Lineage: Eukaryota; Metazoa; Chordata; Lepidosauria; Squamata; Anguidae
Gene: COG6
Product: component of oligomeric golgi complex 6
Exons: 20
Coding region: 153-1970 (605 amino acids)
Biological process (GO): intra-Golgi vesicle-mediated transport
Cellular component (GO): COG complex
Source: RefSeq, a predicted model, not a curated record
CGCCCGAAGAGCAGCAGCGCCCGCUGCAGCCCGUUGUGGCUGGGUUGGCUGCUCCUUCCUCGUCUCAGGGCUUGGCUGGAGGCUCUGGGGCGAACCCGCUCUCGCGCAAACUCCGCAAAGUGCUGGAGACGCGGCUGGAGGCAGACAAGGAAAUGUUAGAAGCACUCAAGGCUCUUUCAGCCUUUUUUGUAGAAAAUAGUUUGCGUACCAGAAGAAAUUUGCGGGGGGAUAUUGAACAUCGCAGUUUAUCCAUAAAUGAAGAAUUUGUCUACAUCUUCAAGCAAGUGAAAGAGGAACUUGAAAACAUAAACGAAGAUGUGCAGUUUAUGAGUAAUUGCUGCCAGGACAUGACUAAUCACUUGAAGGCAACCAAGGAGCAAACCCAGGAUUUAAUUGUAAAGACAACUAAGCUUCAAGCAGAGAACCAGAGGUUAGAACUGAAAGCACAAAUAGCAGAUGCUUUUAUAGCAGAAUUCCAGCUUUCUCCAGAAGAGAUGGAUGUUCUUCGCAGCACAAGAGAUGGGCCUGUUACAGAGGCCUUUUUUAAAGUACUGGGAAGAGUAAAGCAAAUUCAUAAUGAUGUCAAGAUCCUUCUGCGCACAAACCAGCAGAAGUCAGGCCUAGAAAUUAUGGAACAGAUGGCUCUGCUCCAAGAGACUUCUUACGAGCAGCUUUAUCGAUGGGCUCAAGGUGAAUGCAGGGCUUUAACCCAAGAAUCCUGUGACAUUUCUCCAGUUCUAGCUCAAGCAAUGGAAGCUUUGCAAGGCAGGCCUGUUCUCUAUAAAUACACCCUGGAUGAGUUUGGAACAGCCAGAAGAAGUGCCGUGGUCCGGGGCUUUAUAGAUGCUCUGACAAGAGGAGGUCCAGGGGGAACACCCCGGCCUAUUGAAAUGCAUUCCCAUGACCCUUUGAGAUAUGUAGGAGACAUGUUGGCAUGGCUGCAUCAAGCCACUGCUUCUGAAAAAGAGCAUCUGGAGGCCCUGUUAAAACACACAACUGCUGAAGGGUUAGAAGAAAAUAUGCAAGAAGUAGUUGGACACAUCACAGAAGGGGUUUGCCGGCCUCUAAAGGUUAGAAUUGAACAGGUGAUCGUAGCUGAACCAGGAGCAGUCCUACUUUAUAAAAUUUCUAAUCUUCUCAAAUUCUACCACCACACCAUCAGUAAUAUUGUGGGAAACAGUGCAGCCAUGUUGCUAACUACAAUAGAAGAGAUGCAUUUCUUGAGUAAAAAGAUAUUCUUCAACAGUUUGAGCCUUCAUGCAAGUAAACUGAUGGAUAAGGUGGAACUGCCACCUGCAGAUCUUGGCCCAAGCUCAGCGCUGAAUCAAACGCUUGCUCUCUUGCGCGAGGUUCUCACAUCCCACGACUCGUGUGUUAUUCCUUUGGAUACUCGACAAGCUGACUUUGUGCAGGUUAUAUCUUGUGUGCUGGACCCACUGUUGCAGAUGUGUACUGUGUCUGCCAGUAACUUAGGGUCUGCUGACAUGGCCACCUUCAUGGUGAAUUCACUUCAUAUGAUGAAGACAACGCUUGCUCUGUUUGAAUUCACAGAUAAACGGCUAGAAAUGUUACAGUACCAGAUUGAAGCACAUUUGGAUACCCUUAUAAAUGAACAAGCUUCUUAUGUAUUAACUAGAGUGGGUUUAAGUGCCAUAUAUAAUGUUGUACAGCAACACAAGCCAGAGCAGGGUCCCUUGGCAAACGUACCCAGUAUGGAUUCUAUGUCACUAAAAGCUGCAAUGGUCCAGUUUGAUCGUUAUUUGUCUGCUCCUGACGGUCUGCUAAUGCCGCAAAUAAACUUUCUUCUAAGCACUGCUGUUAGACAACAGAUCAUAAAACUGUCCACGGAACUAGUCUGCAGAGCCUACAGUGAAGUAUAUUCAGCUGUGAUGAAUCCAGGCAAUGAAUAUAAAGAUCCAGAAACCAUAUUACACCGAUCUCCUCAUCAAGUUCAGGCGCUUCUCUCCUAAUCCCAUCGUCCAAAACAUUCCGUUUGACAUUCCCAUUGUAAGGUCGCAAUGUGGUCAUGCAAGUUCGUGACAGGCAAUGUGGUUUUGUGAUCUUGCUGGCAGUCUAGUAAUCAUGGCACACUUGGGCUCCAGUUGUGCACGAAGUCAGUUGGCGGAAAUCCCAUUGCCUCCCAUUGUGCAGGACUACAACCUUGUUGGUAUAUGGAGGUAAAAACAAUCUUUAGAUUUAAAAUUAUUUUUACAUUGUUCUAAACCUUCAGUUUCUUUGAGCGAGGAAAAUCACAGUAAUUAUUAUUAUGGCGAUGAUAAAAUGAUUUGUGUAUAACCAAAGCGCUUCCUUGUUCUGGUGUCUUGGCCAGUAUUGGCACUAUCCUGCCAUUCUUCCUGUGACAAUUCAGAGGAGAUACCACCCUCGUGUAAAAAACAAGACGUUGGUUUGGUUAAAGGGCCAACACGUGGAUGCAUCUCUUUCUGCCACUGGUACGCAGAGCAAAAAUAAAAACCUAACGUUAGCUUUCGGAAAAUCUUAGCGAAGUAAUUCAUCCAAUUUGACCUUGAAUAUUGAUUUUGCAAGCAAGAAGCUAGAAGUUUGGAGUGGGGUGGAACCUGCUGUGGGGAGAUUGCUUUGGGAAGAAGAGAAGCAGAAUGUCAGACAACUUGUUGCCCUCGUAAUUUCAGUUAAUUAGUAUAACUUUCCAGAAAUGGUUUUCUCAUGCACGUUUAUAUGCUACAUCUGGAAAACAAGUUCUAAAAACUGCUGAGCGCCUCUGAGGUUCUAUAGAACCUCGCACAGAGCGUGCAGGAUGUGCUUUGCCAGUUCUAGAUGGACACCAGCCCUAUUCAUGCACUCCUGGCCAUUGCUUAACAUUCCCGUAGCUUGAGGAAGAUGGUAGGUCUGCUCUUGGUAGCCUCACCUUCUCUUCCCUGUCUCCAUUGCCCUCCGCAUGUUGGAGGUCUGAACCCCUGCAGCAGGGAAGCUACUGUACUCGCACCAUAUUCCACGUGAUUGUGCCGGGUUCUAAAUGGUGCAGGGAGCUCUCAUGAGGACACCAGACUCCCAGCUGCAGACAUUCAGCCCACGCGCACCCAUGUAUGGAGGGAGGUGGCAGGGAUACAAUAGGGGGGGUGGUCUCACUGCUGGGGUGUCUCACUUCGUCCUCCCCUCUUGUGAUUGCAAUGGUGAGAGGGGCAAUGCGGAUAGCACUACGGUUAAGCUGAUGUCUCAUUGGGUUCCUCGCUAGAUGUAGAUAAGGAGAACCCCACCCCAGCCAAAUCCACUUCUCUAAACAUUAUUUAAUAUGGCUUCAGGUCAUCCUGUAGCACGCACCAAGGGACAGCAGGAAAGCUACCAUAUAGGUCUGGCAAAAGGAAUGCUGAAUCUUCUCCAGGCUGGUUAAAUAUCAUACUGGGAGAUAUCUCACUGACUAUGGACGGUGGAAAAUACUCUUGACCUUUUGCGCUAGAACCCUAUACUUACCUGGGAUUAAGUAUAGGAUUUUAUACUUGUCCAUUGAACUCAGUGGGGCCUGCUGCCGAGUCAAUAUGUAUAGAAUUGCAUUGUUAAUAUCAGUUAUGGUGUGUGGGGGUUAAUCACAGAAGAUAUUAAAAAACACGCAGAGGGUUGGAUCCCUAAAGGCACAAUCCUAUACAUAUAUAGAUGGGGGGAAAGUACUACAACUCCCAGCAUCCCCCAGCCAUGGCUGGCUGGGGCAUGCUGGGAGUUGCAGGACUUUUUCCCCAUCUAUACAUGCAUAGGAUUGCACCCUAAGUUAGUUCCAAUUGAAAUCAAUGGCUAUUCUGUCUGAUUUCAGUGGAACCUAACGUAGUCUAAAACCAGAGAAAUGUAUUUUAAUUCAUGCAUUGGGGAUUUCUCAGUGUCUGUACAUGUGAUUAAAUGACUAAUGAAUGUUUUGUGCAUCCGAUCAAUGAUUAAAGUAAAUAAAACACUAAA